CGAGGAGAGCGUGGAGUGUGUGUAUGAAGGAGGGUGAGAAGAGGAGGGGGGAGUGUGUGUGUGAGAGAGAGAGUUUGUGUGUGUGUGUGUGGAAAAAGGAAGCAGAGCCUGUUAACGGAGAACUCGCUGGUUUCCUGCCCCUCGAAACAAGCGGCCGUGUUACUUUUCAUGUGGACUGGAUCACCGAUGGCUCCAGCAGCGCGGGGCCGAAGAAAGGAGCACUUUUCCGGGGGGUGGGGUGGGGAAGACUUGGCUGACGCUCCGGUGCUUCUCUCUCUCUCUUUCGGCUCGGUUAUUUCGGACGUGAGCAGUCUAUCAGUAAAGUGAAACCGUCUUUUGUUGAGUACUCGCCUAAGCCCCCUCUCUCCUCGUCUGUACGGGCUGCCUUUUUUUUUUUUUAACGUGGAUUUAAAAAAAGUGUCCCGUGUUCGGCUCGUUUCGUCCAGGUUCUUGGAUUUGGUCCCACUCUGGCGUGCCUUGUUUUAUUCAGCGGGUCACCUCGGGCAAGGGUCGUGCUUUCAACUUGUUUGCAGCAGUCUGUGGGACUCCAAAGAAUCACCAGACUGGCGGUUUUCCUGAAACUCUAGGGUUGUUGGUGUGGCCGAAUUUUCCCUGGAUUUGACUGGUAAAUUCAGAAUUCUGAAGCCCAGGCUCACAGUCUACCUUUCACGGAGGCCCAGCCGUGAGAGGACUGAGGAAGGCACGUGGCGGAUCAUGACGGCCGACAAAGAGAAGGAAAGAGAGAAAGAGCGGGACAGAGACAGAGACAGGGACAGGGACAAGCGGGAAGCCGGCAAGUCCCGCCGGCAGGACGUGGACCGGGGCGACCGCGAAAGCGAGAGCUCCAGGCCUCGCCGCAGCUGCACGCUGGAGGGCGGGGCCAAGAACUAUGCAGAGAGCGAACACAGCGAGGACGAGGACAACGACAACGGCAGCACUGGUGGAGGCAGCGGCACGGCCGAGGAGGCUGGCAAGAAGGGCAAAAAGAAGAUGCCCAAAAAGAAGUCGCGCUACGAACGCACAGAGAACGGAGAAAUCACAUCCUUCAUUACAGAAGACGAUGUCGUUUACAGACCUGGAGAUUGUGUGUACAUAGAGAGUCGGCGGCCCAAUACUCCAUACUUCAUUUGUAGCAUUCAGGAUUUCAAGCUGAGUAAACGGGACCAUCUGCUGAUGAAUGUGAAAUGGUACUACCGCCAGUCAGAGGUGCCUGACUCCGUGUACCAGCACCUGGUGCAGGAUCGCAACAAUGAGAACGACUCUGGACGUGAGCUGGUCAUCACAGACCCGGUGGUCAGGAGUCGAGAACUCUUCAUCUCUGACUAUGUGGACACUUAUCAUGCUGCUGCUCUCAGGGGGAAAUGCAACAUUUCCCAUUUCUCUGACAUUUUUGCUGCCCGGGAGUUCAAAGCCCGCAUCGACUCCUUUUUCUACAUCCUCGGCUACAACCCAGAGACCAGGCGACUAAACAGCACACAAGGGGAAAUCCGAGUGGGGCCGAGUCACCAGGCCAAGCUCCCGGAGCUGCAGCCUUUUCCCUCCCCUGGUGGUCAGGCCGUGACUGAGAAUGAGGAGCUGGUCUGGAUGCCAGGGGUCAAUGACUGUGACCUUCUUAUGUACCUCAGAGCUGCAAGGAGCAUGGCUGCCUUUGCAGGGAUGUGUGACGGAGGCUCGACAGAAGAUGGCUGUCUAGCCGCCUCUCGAGAUGACACUACAUUAAACGCACUUAACACUCUUCACGAGAGCAGCUAUGAUGCAGGCAAGGCUCUGCAGCGCCUGGUGAAGAAGCCUGUUCCUAAGCUGAUAGAGAAGUGCUGGUCUGAGGAUGAAGUGAAGCGCUUCAUUAAAGGGCUGAGACAGUUCGGCAAAAACUUCUUCAGGAUCCGGAAAGAGCUGUUACCCAACAAAGAAACGGGAGAGCUAAUCACCUUCUACUACUAUUGGAAGAAGACGCCCGAGGCUGCCAGCUGCCGAGCCCAUCGCAGACACCGCCGCCAACCCGUUUUCCGCCGCAUCAAGACGCGGACCGCUUCGACUCCUGUCAACACCCCCUCACGGCCGCCCUCGAGCGAGUUCCUGGACCUCAGCUCAGCCAGCGAAGAUGACUUCGACAGCGAAGACAGUGAACAAGAGCUAAAGGGCUACGCCUGCCGCCACUGUUUCACUACCACCUCCAAGGACUGGCACCACGGGGGCCGGGAGAACAUCUUGCUGUGCACCGACUGCCGCAUUCACUUUAAGAAGUACGGCGAGCUGCCGCCCAUCGAGAAGCCCGUCGACCCACCGCCAUUUAUGUUCAAACCUGUCAAAGAGGAAGAGGAUGGACUCAGCGGGAAGCAUAGCAUGAGGACCCGACGGAACCGAGGCYCGAUGUCAACUCUACGUAGUGGUCGUAAGAAGCAGACAGUGAGUCCUGAUGGCAGAGCCUCACCAACCAACGAGGAUUUGCGUUCCAGCGGCCGGACGUCACCCAGCGCAGCUAGCACCGACAGCACCGACAGCAAGACAGACUCCAUGAAGAAGCCAAGCAAGAAAAUUAAAGAGGAAGCUCCUUCUCCAAUGAAGAGUGCCAAACGGCAGAGAGAGAAGGGAGCUUCAGACACAGAGGAGCCUGAGAGGGCCAGCGCCAAAAAGACCAAAACACAGGAGCUGAGCCGACCGGACUCGCCUUCAGAAGGCGAGGGGGAGGGUGAAGGUGAGGGCGAGAGCUCUGAYGGGCGAAGCAUCAACGAGGAGCUCAGCAGUGAUCCAAAAGACAUCGACCAGGACAACMGGAGCUCCUCCCCGAGCAUCCCGAGCCCACGGGACAACGAGAGCGACUCGGAUUCCUCUGCCCAGCAACAGCAGCUCCUGCAGAGCCAGCACCCUCCAGUCAUCCAGUGUCAACCAGGCCCAUCAGCUGCCUCCUCAGCACCUGCUCCACCUCCAGCCUCAGCUUCCUCUCUGCCCCCACAGGUCUCCCCUGCAGCUGCCUCCACUUCUCUACCUCCUCAGCCUCUGGCCCAGACGAGUCCACUGUCUCUUAUCCAGUCCGGAGCAUCACUUCACCCUCAGAGGCUACCGUCUCCUCACUCCCCCAUGACUCAGGCUCCGCCUCCUGGCCCCUCAGUCCCACCUCAGUCUUUACCCAGCCCGCAUCAUGGACCCAUUCCCACCAUGCCGCACCCACUACAGCCUGGACCGUCACACAUGCCGCACCCUCACGCCAUGACCCCUCAGGGAUUCCCUGUGGGUCCCCCUCAGGUCCCGCCUCCCCCCAUCUCUGUUCAGUCGCAGCAGAGGGCCCACACGCCUCCUUCUCAGUCGCAGUCAUCUUCUCAGAGCGGAGGCCCGCCUCCCAGAGAGCAACCCUUGCCCCCUGCACCCAUGUCCAUGCCUCACAUCAAGCCCCCUCCGACCACACCCAUCCCUCAGAUGCCCACCCCACAGCCCCACAAACACACGCCUCACGUUUCGGCUCCUCCGUUCCCCCAGAUGCCUUCAAACCUGCCUCCACCUCCUGCUCUGAAGCCCCUCAGCUCCUUAUCCAACCAUCAUCCUCCCUCAGCCCACCCACCUCCCCUCCAGCUCAUGCCUCAGGGGCAGCAGCUCCAACCUCCACCAGCCCAGCCUCCAGUUCUCACUCAGUCCCAGAGCCUCCCGCCUUCAUCCAGCCACCAGCCUCCCACAGCUCCUCCACUUCCACCCUCCACAGCCCCACACCCCAGCGGGCCGCCCCAGCCGACUUACUCCUCGCACCCUUUCAGUACCGUUCUACCUCCAAACGGCCCGCCCCCAUCCUCGUCGAACUCUAUGCCCAGCUUACAGCCGCCGUCAUCUUCUGCGCCGUCCUCUUCCAUCUCCAUGCCACUGCCUGCCUCGGUCUCUUGUGCCGCUCCAGGCCCAGCGGUUCCACCUGUGCACAUCAAGGAGGAGCCCGUGGACGAAACAGAAGAGCCAGAAAGUCCGCCGCCUCCGCAGAGAAGCCCCUCCCCGGAGCCCACCGUCGUCGACACUCCCAGCCACGCCAGCCAGUCCGCACGGUUCUACAAGCAUCUGGACCGAGGUUACAACUCGUGUGCUAGGACCGAUUUCUACUUCACUCCGCUGGCUUCAUCCAAACUGGCCAAAAAGCGAGAGGAGGCUCUGGAGAAAGCCAAGAGGGAAGCAGAACAGAAAGCAAGAGAGGAGAAGGAACGAGAACGGGAGAGGGAAAAAGAGCGGGAAAGGGAGCGGGAGCGUGAGAAGGAGUUUGAACGUGCAUCAAAACCCUGCAGUUCCUCACAUGAAAGCAGAAUGUCUGAACCUCAGAUGGCUGGCCCGGCUCACAUGCGCCCCCCCUUUGACGGCCCGCCCACGACGAUCGCAGCCGUGCCUCCGUACAUCGGUCCGGACACGCCGGCCCUGCGCACCCUCAGCGAGUACGCCAGACCCCACGUCAUGUCGCCCACCAACCGAAACCACCCCUUCUUCGUGUCCCUGAACCCCGACCAGCUGCUGGCCUACCACAUGCCCAGCCUCUACAACGCCGACCCGGCCAUGCGGGAGCGGGAGCUGCGCGAGCGGGAAAUGCGCGAGCGGGAGAUCCGGGAGAGGGAGCUCAGGGAACGGAUGAAGCCCGGCUUCGAGGUCAAACCCCCAGAAAUGGACUCGCUCCACCCCUCCACGAACCCCAUGGAGCACUUCGCACGGCACGGGGCCCUCGCUCUACCUCCCAUGGCCGGCCCCCACCCGUUCGCCUCUUUUCACCCGGGUCUGAACCCACUAGAGCGUGAGCGGCUAGCCCUUCCUGGGCCUCAGCUGCGGCCGGACAUGAGCUACCCAGAGAGGUUGGCCGCAGAAAGACUUCACGCCGAGAGGAUGGCCACGGUGGCCAACGACCCCAUCGCACGACUCCAGAUGUUCAACGUCACGCCGCACCACCACCAGCACUCACACAUCCACUCCCACCUCCACCUUCACCAGCAAGACCCUCUUCACCAAGGUGGUGGUGAAUGUCUCGUUUGUCCUCCAGGCUCCGGGGCCCACCCGCUGGCAGUAGACCCCCUGGCAGCCGGCCCUCACCUUGCUCGCUUCCCCUACCCGCCAGGAACCAUCCCCAACUCCCUCCUGGGCCAGCCGCCGCACGAACACGAGAUGCUGCGCCACCCUAUGUUCGGUGCUCCAUAUCCACGGGAACUGCCAGGAGGUCUUCCACCACAGAUGUCCGCAGCCCACCAGCUGCAGGCCAUGCACGCCCAGUCGGCGGAGCUGCAGCGGCUGGCGAUGGAGCAGCAGCAGUGGCUCCACGGACACCAUCACAUGCACGGAGCGCCGGUGCCUGGUGAUGACUUCUACAGCAGAUUGAAGAAGGAAAGUGACAAACAGCUGUAACCAGCCGGGGUAGCGAGGAGCCAACGAGUGCAGGACACAGGAAGUUGUCACAAAGCCRUCUUGUAGAGGCUCUAUGUGGACCUCACAACAUCCAGUUCUGAAAAACAGAAAAAACAAAAGACCAAGUCUUCUGAGAACUUUACAUAAUGUUUCAUUAUUGUUUCAGUCAAGGACCUUUUUAUUUUAUUUUUACUAUUAUUUUUCAAGACAUUGACUUUCGUUGGUAAAUUARUGACAACAUCCUCAAGACUCCUGCAUGACAAGCUUCCCAGACAUUUUUUUUUCUGUAGGUGCUAGAACAAGACACUGUGCUUAAUAAGAGAGAGAGAGAAAGACCUGUCAGACCAUUUAUGGAAAAAUAACAAGUGCUAUCUUAAAUUCAACAUUUAUUUUAUUACAUUGUUGGAGGUUUUUCAUAAUUUAAAAAUGAAAAAAAAAAGCUACCGCAUGGCCGUUUUGAGUCUGUAAAUAGUAUAUAUAAACAUAUAAUUAUUAUUAUAAUUAUUAUUAUUAUUAUUCCUAGGUGUGGACUCCAAACCAAGUUGUUUUCAGCCUCCUGUUGAUUUGUUUUGAAGCAUUAUCCCUUGUUUCAGAGGGGAGCGCCAUGGCAUUAUACGAGCAUUUUCUGUGCUGCGCUUCAGUUGUGACAUCACUGUGUUAGAUUUAGUUUCAUAUACACUAUUUUAUGUCAAACAUAAGCCCCUCCCCCCCUCAUGUUACCCAUCCAUUCAUCACGUGUGACACGCAGCAGGUUGUCAGAACGUUUCCACACGUUUAGUUACUGAUUUAAAACACUUGAAGGCGCUCCGAUUCUGUAAAACGAGGAGAACUUUGCACUGAUGGAGCGUCGCUGGGCUCGAUCGAAACCGUUUUAUCCUUUUGUCGUAUUUAAAUCAUCAGAAUGAACAGUUUUUAUCACUUUGUGGUGUUUUAAUUUUUUUAACAUGAUUUUAUUAAGAUUUUUACCAAUUUAGACACACUGAUGUGUUUCAGGCUGAACUGAAGGACGGUGAAGUUGCUUCAAUACAUGUUAAAAAUUCAGAAUUUCAAUGCUUUAGUUUAUAUUUUUAAUAUUUGAGUGAUUUAAAGUUUUCUCUGGUUCAGUUUUAGCUACGAAGCAGCCCAGGUUGAAACAAUGUUCACUGUGACUCAGACUGGGGAGGGGGCGGGGCUGCUGACACACGUAGGGAGGAGGAUUUAGUGUGUAUUCCUCACAUGCCUUGAUUCCUUUUUGGACACACACUGUGGCGUUUGUGUGUGUGCGCCACUGACUGUUACAUGUGUUGUCACAUCAGUGCACAAGCAGAUAUUUUUUAAAUUUCUUGUUUUGUUUUAUUUUUUUAUUUUUUUUUGCAGCCAUGAUCCGAGUUCUGCAUCAAAUCCAUGCACUAAGACUGUUUGACCGUCAUGGACACUUUAAAAACAAACAAAGCUGUGGCUUUUCUUACGUUUUUAUGUUAUUUUAACCAGUUGAAGAAACUGUAACUGCAUUUAAAAGUGACCACAGCUUCCCACAGAGCACUAUGUUUUCACGCAAACGCCAUCGAACUCUUUCCUUCCCGGCUUAUUGAAAACGCUGACGACAGCCUGUCGCUCACCCAUUCCCGUCUCCCUCCCUCUUCAUCAUCGUCAUCGUCACUCCUCAACGGUUCCCUCGCCUUUUUAUUCCCUUUUUGUGUCUCCGAAGCCUUUGGUGUUAAGUGUUGUCAAUGGUUUAGCUUCUUGUUUCAAAGCGGCAAUAGCAGAAUGUAAAUUCUGACUGCUAAGAUUUAUAUAUAUACUGGUAUCUUGAAGCUUAUUGUACAUAUGAGUAGUCGCCAUGGGAUGACACAAUGUAAACAAAAAGUAGAAAUAAUAAGAAAAAUUGUGAGUCCUGUGUUCUCUCCAUUUGAGUAUUUUGUAAUUUUUUUGAAAAAUUUGUGGAAUUAAAAUAAAUAAGUUACACCACAGAAA
Molecule: messenger RNA, 7305 nt
Organism: Austrofundulus limnaeus
Lineage: Eukaryota; Metazoa; Chordata; Actinopteri; Cyprinodontiformes; Rivulidae
Gene: rerea
Product: arginine-glutamic acid dipeptide (RE) repeats a
Exons: 22
Coding region: 715-5352 (1545 amino acids)
Biological process (GO): regulation of DNA-templated transcription
Cellular component (GO): nucleus
Molecular function (GO): chromatin binding; sequence-specific DNA binding; transcription corepressor activity
Source: RefSeq, a predicted model, not a curated record